CUGGAACAAGUGUUUUCAUUUCCCCAUACAGGAUUAAACAAGUUUAUCUCCUCUAAUGAUCCAGCUCGUUCUUUUAGUCUGUGGUCAUGAUUUUGAAAACAAACAAAAAAAAAGGCGCAGCUCCUCAUGUUCUGUGAACAUUAUGUGCUCACGGAUAUAGAAAAAGAAAAAAACAUGUUCAUGUGAGAAAUGAAAAACGAUGAGAUGGAAAAAACAACAGUCGUACCACUUUGUGUGGACAGAGUCAUGUGACUCCUCACACGUGAGGGCGUGACUCUUCGGCAGUAGUACAUGAGCAUGUGAGUGAUUUAUUGUGAGCCUGUAAGAGGACCUCGACUCUAGGAGACCUCAGGUGAGCCCGUUGCCUUCAAAACCGUUUGAUUGACAGGGAGACUGAUUAAACCCCGCCCCUCUCGCGCGCCGGAUGGUUGUGCAUCCCGGAGCGGAUCACGUGCUCCUCUUACUGUUUUGUCUGCAUUGUUUGCGGAUUGCUUUCUGCACACCUGAAUAUCACAAACUUUUUUUUUAAAGAAGGAAUCUCAAUUCCUCCAUCACGCGCUGCAUUUAUACACAUAAUUAUAUAUCAUCUUAUUUAUUAUUAUUAUUUAUCUCCCCAUGACACACACUCGUCAUAAACUCCCCCUCAGGGACGUGUGGAAGGUGUAUGUCGCUCAAUAAAUGUCUGAUAAUAUAUAUAUAUAAUAUAUCUAUCUGCAGCGCUGUUUGUUUUAAAUCGGUGAUGCAAGCAGCGUGCAACAUAUCCAUCCCCAUGCUCUCCGGCGAGCGCGCGCGCUCCAGAUCCAGUCCGGCUUUUGCUUUCACCGUGUCUCUCUCAGAGCGCUCGCGCGCAGAGCAGGACACAGAUCUGCAGACGCGACGUGUUCACGAGCCUCAUUCUGCAGCGCGUGAAGUGUGAUAUAUUUAUCCUUUUCUUCCUUUUUUUUCUUUCUUUUUUUUUGGGACACGUGUUUAAUGAGAGUGCAAAUAACAUUGAGGACGCGGCGGUUGAACCCAAAAGCGCGCGCGCGCUCGAGUGAGUGAGUGAGCGAGCGUCGCGGAGGAGGGAGAGAGACGCGCGCGCACGCACGCACACGCACGCACAAUAGGCAGCAGCACUCAAUUGACCGGGACGCGCACACAGUCCGAGGUGAUUAUUUUCUCCCAAGAUGGACAGCAUGGCUGUGGGACACGUAACCGGAGCGUUCACCAGAGCGAGCGCGUUCUCUUAGACCCGGGACAGUCCUGUGAUCCGAUGGAGUUUAGGACGUUAUUCUUUUUGUAAAGCUGUUACUGUAAAGUGACCGUCACUCCAGAGAGUUUCAACAUCCCGGCCUCCUACUGGAAUCCUACUGUUUAUUAUUAUUAUUAUUAUUAUUAUUAUUAGUGGUGCUCUGUAUUAUUGACCUGGUUUCAGAAUGUUCCUCCGUCUUCAUUGAACCCUGUUUACGUUGGCGUAUAAAAUACAUUUUUUUCCUAUGACUGUUGUGUCUGAAGAAUGUACCUGCUUGAUGGAAAUUGCGUGGAGAGGAUGGAUCGGGGCACGCCGCAAAGGAAAACCGUGUACAGGAUCUCUCUCACCUUGGUGAAAAGGGAGAGCUUGCAAGAAGGUGGCGGUGCGGCUCCGAUGCACCGACGGCUGGAGAACCCCAAGGUGGGUGCGUAUCGGAGGGAAGGCUCCGUAGAGAUCCAGCGCAGUUGUCUCCUGGAACAGGUCAAAGAAGUGGAGGACGAAAACGACGAGCUGUCCUCGCAGGCCUACCGGAACUUCCGAACAUUUAGCACCGGGCAGCUGGAACUCGGCAGGUCGAAAAUCACCCGGAAGGUGCUUAAUUUGCGAAGAGAUAACGCGAUGGAGUCGAGCGAGAUGCGCACCAGGACGUCGCCAGAGGAUGCUCGAAGAUCGGACCGGGUGGAAAAUGGUGCUCAUCUGCACGAAAGUAAUGUGCUAGGAAAAGCUGGGGAUGAGAGUAAUGGAAUUAAAGAUGUUGAGACUGAGGUAAGCUGCAGAGGAGCUGCUGGCAACGGGGAAAAUGUGGGUGUUAAAAUGAACAGAAUCCUCCAGACUUCCAGGAGUGCUGAAGAGCAGGUCAGCAGAUGUGCUGCUGAGGAUCAGGCAUCUGGAGAAGGUGGCAGUCUUCCCAAGGACAACAGCCUUGCUUCUUUGCUCGCCAAAGAGGACGGAAGUCCUGCGAAGCAGGCGCCCCAGACCCCGCCGGUUAAGAGGCACCCGAGCUUGCUGCGUCGGAGUUUCAGCUUUCGCCACUGGGCAGGAGGGGAGCUGCUGCGGCUCCGAGCCCUCUCCAAAGAGAAGCAUCACAGCAGCUCAGGCUGCAUUGGGCGUGAUGAGACCCAGACUCGGUCCUCCGUGGUCCUGCAGAAACCAGCCGUCGAGGAGUCUGACAAGGACGGCGCUCUAGACGUGGACGAGGUCUUUGUUCAGGUGGACUCCUCGAAAGAUCCCAGCCGCAGGGACCGUGCCAAGGGCAAAAACCGCACGCUGGACAACAGCGAUCUCCUCAGGCUCUCUGAGAAACCCCUGGUAGAGAAAGAGAGCUUUCUCCGAACAGCCGGCCUUCGCGCCAGCGGCCAGGAGCGCAGGCUUCUUCGCUUCUUCAGCGGGAUCUUCAUAAAGAAGGACAGUACCUCCACGCCCGUGAGCAGCCCCAGCAAUCGUUCCCUUUUCAAGAAUGGCCUGAUGAGCUCCCAGAGGAGGGCCGUCAAGGGAUCCUCACAGUCCAGCACUGAGAGUGUGAACGGCUUCCUGCGGGACGAUGCCUUUGUGAACAGCCAGGAAUGGACCCUAAGUCGCUCAGUACCAGACCUCAAAGUGGGUAUUGUGGGGAACUUGGCCAGUGGGAAGUCUGCUCUGGUGCACAGGUAUCUGACGGGGACGUACGUUCAGGAAGAGAGCCCAGAAGGCGGACGCUUCAAGAAGGAGAUCGUCGUUGACGGACAGAGCUAUCUCCUCCUUAUCAGGGAUGAAGGGGGCCCUCCGGAGGCUCAGUUUGCGUUGUGGGUGGACGCAGUGAUAUUUGUCUUUAGUCUAGAGGAUGAGAUCAGCUUUCAGACCGUGUAUCACUACUACAGCCGCUUGGCAAACUACCGCAACACUGCUGACGUGCCCCUGGUGCUAGUGGGAACUCAGGAUGCUAUAAGUGCAGCUAACCCUCGUGUCAUCGAUGACGCUCGGGCGCGCAAGCUCUCCAACGACCUGAAGAGAUGCACAUACUAUGAAACGUGCGCCACCUACGGCCUUAACGUGGAGCGCGUCUUUCAGGACGUGGCUCAGAAGAUUGUUGCAAACCGGAAGAAGCAGCAACUAUCGAUCGGGCCUUGCAAGUCUCUCCCCAAUUCUCCCAGCCACUCCUCGGUGUGCGCAGCACCCGUCGCUGCAGUACACAUAGCUCAGACCAGUAACGGAGGAGGCAGUCUGAGCGAUUACUCCUCCUCCGUACCCUCGACUCCCAGCACGAGCCAGAAGGAGCUACGCAUCGACGUGCCUCAGACGGCCAACACCCCGACACCAGUGCGCAAGCAGUCCAAACGUCGCUCCAACCUGUUCACGUCUCGCAAGGCAAGCGAACCAGACAAGGAGAAGAAAGGAUUCGAGGGCCGAGCGGACAGUAUCGGAAGCGGCCGCGCAAUCCCAAUUAAGCAGGGAAUGCUCAUGAAGAGGAGUGGCAAGUCGCUAAACAAAGAGUGGAAGAAGAAGUACGUCACCCUUUGCGACAACGGAGUUCUGACCUACCACCCCAGCCUGCAUGACUACAUGCAGAAUGUACACGGGAAAGAGAUCGACCUGCUGCGCACUACAGUCAAGGUGCCAGGGAAAAGACCCCCGAGGGCCAUCUCUACCUGCGCCGCGUCCGGCCCCAAAACUAACGGCCUUGCCAAGGACAUGAGCAACUUACAGCUAGCACAGGCUCCAGGCUCUGUGAGCAGCAGCUCUUCCGCAUCUCAGAUGGCGAGCGGGAUCAGUCUGGUGUCCUUUAACAGCCGGCCGGACGGCAUGCAUCAGCGCUCAUACUCGGUGUCCAGCGCCGACCAGUGGAGCGACGCCACCGUCAUCGCCAACUCGGGGGUCAGCACAGAUACUGGUCUGGGAGACUCGGUUUGCUCCAGUCCCAGUAUAUCCAGCACUACCAGUCCUAAGAUGGACCCUCCUCCAUCGCCACACGCCAACCGCAAGAAACACCGCCGGAAGAAGAGCACCAGCAAUUUCAAAGCUGAUGUCUUCUCCGGUACAGCGGAAGAGCAAGAAGAGAAUUUUGAGUUCAUCAUUGUGUCACUGACGGGUCAGACGUGGCAUUUUGAAGCAACUUCAUAUGAGGAGCGUGACGCCUGGGUGCAGGCCAUCGAGAGCCAGAUCCUGGCCAGCCUGCAGUCCUGUGAGAGCAGCAAGCAGAAGUCACGUCUGACCAGCCAGUCUGAAGCAAUUGCACUGCAGUCGGUCAGGAAUAUGAGAGGAAACUCUCGCUGCGUGGACUGCGAGGCCCAAAACCCUGACUGGGCCAGCCUGAACCUCGGAGCUCUCAUCUGUAUUGAGUGUUCAGGUAUCCACCGGAACCUCGGCACUCACCUGUCCCGUGUGCGCUCUCUCGACCUGGACGAGUGGCCUCUCGAGCUCAUCAAGGUCAUGUCUGCCAUCGGCAAUGACCUGGCCAAUACUGUGUGGGAGGCCAACGCACAGGGGCGACUAAAGCUUGCACCUGACGCCAGCAGGGAGGAGCGUGAACGCUGGAUCCGGGCUAAGUACGAGCAGAAGAUGUUUGUGGCGUCUCUGCCGUGUGUGGAGCUGACGCUCGGGCAACAGCUGCUGCGUGCUACCGCCGAAGAGGACCUGCGCUUAGUGGUGCUGCUGCUUGCACACGGCUCGCGAGAUGAGGUGAACGAGACGUGCGGCGAGGGAGAUGGCCGCACCGCGCUACAUCUGGCCUGCCGUAAGGGCAGUGUGGUGAUCACGCAGCUCCUCAUCUGGUAUGGAGUAGACAUCAUGGCGCGUGACGCCCACGGCAACACGGCGCUGGCGUACGCACGCCAAGCCAACAGUCAGGAGUGUGUGGACGUGUUACUGCAGUACGGCUGCCCGGACGAGCGCUACCCGCUCAUGGCCACGCCCAACCUUUCACGCAGAAACAACAACCGCAACAACAGCUGCAGCAGCACAGGAAGCACCGCCCUUAUCUGACACACACACACACCCUACAUACUCAGAAAUAAACAGCCAUUUGCAUACACACACACACACACACCCACACACCCUCACACUAGCACAAAGACACACAGCUCAUCCUCCUCUUUACUAGACACAGGGAACGACUGACCAUGAUGAUGAAGAUGGAACACUAACAGAACCACUGAGUUUGCACUCGCACUGCCACUAGCUUGUCUUGAGGGUGUUGGUCCUUCCUAGCCAAUCACACAGUCACUCUUACAUCAGGUGACCUGUGUUGGGAGAAUGCCCCGUCCCAGGUCUUCUGGCUGCAUAGCAGCAACGCGCUAGCCGAUUAAACUGUCUGAACCUGCUGCUGCCUCCGUCCACAAAUGCUGCGAGAUGCAUGAUGGGAGAUGAAGAAGGCGAGGUUAAACCAGGAGCUCGAUGAAUGGCAGGAGACACGUCCGUUUAGACUGCUUAAAGCGACUGGGUCCUCGUGUCCUCUUCCUGCGCGGCUUCUUGCGAGACUGAAAUGGACAGGAAGUGACGCCGGAUCAGUCCCAGAGAUCCUAGAGAACUUCAGCAGUGCUUUCCUGCUUGGUGCUUUUGAAUGCACAUGCUCCGUGUCCUUACCUACUUUUGGCCUCCGCUUCCCCUUUCGGACAAGAGUUUAGUAAAACUGUGUGAAUAUCUGCCCUUUGUACAAUUUCUUUCCUUCUUUUGGUUGAAGUAAUGUGAAAAGACAAUGUCUCAAAGACCUUUUGGAAAACAUCCGAAUAUCACAAGGGUGAUAACAUGAAGAGGCUUUUUUUAUUAUUAUUAUUAUUAUUUUUUGAUUGUGAGCGAGUUGGGCAUUUGUGGACCAUGUGAAAAUUGAAAUCUAAUCUGCGUGAAUGGAUGGCACUAGCGUUGUGCUGAAAACUUUUAUUAUUCCGUCGUCUGUUUCGCAGAACUGAAAGGAAUUUCCUACCUGAUUAAUGUCGUCGUCGUUUUUUUCCUCCCCUCGGCUGCUAACCAACUGCAUGCUUCUUUUUCCGCUGCAAACGAUCAGGUCUUAUUUAGCUGACGAGUCGCGUGAUGACUGACGCUAAAGUGACGAGCUUCUGACUCGUCUCAACUGACCGUGUGUGUGUGUGUGUGUGCGCGCGUGCAUGAGGGCGAGAGAUUGCAACGAGUCUUUCUUAUUCACGUUAGCCAUAUUGAUAAUAUUGAUCAAUACAGACUCGUUUCCAAAUGAGACGACUGGAGCAGGAUCUGACCUCGCAGGCUCGUCGAUAUCAAACGCGCAGUGUCUGCAGUUCCCUCCGUGCUUGAUGACGGAAACAUUAGCCAGGGGGAGAGCCUGCAGCCUCAUUUACCUGUUCUUGCUCAAUAUUAGGUACUCAGGAGAAGCAGGAGAACUCUCCUCUCGAUAUGCUACAUACUUAUUAAUGCCAGAGACUCUUGCGCACGUGUGUGUGAGAACGUGAGCGAGGUCGUUUAUCAGCAUUGCUCGAGAUGUCCAUACAUUACCCACUCAUUGCUGAGGCCUUGGAGUGCGGGGCCCUGUUCGGCUCAGUGGAGAGACGGCGCGUCUUUUCCUGUCGAUUUGUCUUUUAUAGAAACUCUUUGGUGGACAGCUUGGUGAAAAUGAAGGGAAUAGGGUUUUCUUUCCCCCGAAAAAGGCCUUUUAAUGUUCUAGCCUGACUUCCUUGGGCUUGAUGGCAGGCUAUGUCAAUUGAUCAUGCGUGCGUGUGUGUGUGUGUGUGUGUGAGAGAGAGAACUAGCCCUCUCUAGUCUUUGUCUCUUUCCCCGAGUGCCGUUCUUGACGUCUUUAACGUCCCGUCUCGAGUCGUGUGUUUGUGCUGUACAGGCUCGAGCCCUGACUGACCUGUAUUUAAGCAAUACAAAGCCAGACGAAAGCCAGGCGACUAUCUGAAGUAAUAAUUUUCCCACACCAGUAUUGGCUGCUGUGUGGCUCUGAGAAAUGCAAGACUCUGUUUCAGGUCAUAUGUCAUUACGGACGUCGCGUUUAGAAACGCGACGCCACUAGCUUUAGGGUUCGUCAUUCAGCAGGUAACACAAGUCUUUCAGUCCGCAACGCUAAACAAGUAGGAAGAUGUCCGACCUGCCAGGGUUGCUUCAUGGGUUGUAGGGUCGUGUAAGGACGAGGCCUCGUCUCAACAACCCCUGCGUGUCUUCUAAAGGGCACUACGGAGUGAGACGCGGGUUAAAGAGAGUGUACAGAGUUUAUUGAUAGAGCUAAGAUGUAAAGUGUUUGUAUAUAAUGUAGCAGAUCUGUAGAAGUCUCAGCACCGUACACAGUUAUUUAUGACACAGUGCUUUAAAGCACACACACACACACAUUCUAAUUCUAAUAACCACCCCACACUUAUCACACCCACUUCAUGUCCUUUCUGUGAAAGCCUGACUUUUUGUUUUUUGGACCCUUUUUUUUUUUUUUUUUUUUUCUUUCCGCAUGCAUGAAUGUAAAUUUCCUCAUAAAUGACUGACGGGUGAUCAUUUAACCGGAUACCUUUUCUGACGUCACCUGAUUGACCUUUUUGUUCAUCUUUGGGAAGGUAACAUUUCAAACAGUGGUCAGUUUCACUCGUCGUACGACCGUAUGAUCUAGAACUGGGACAGAAUGAAGGAGUCGCACAGCCGCCUACUCAACCAAUAGCGUAAGAGCAACCAAAGCAGUCUCGGAUCUGAGCAAUCGCGGGUUUCUAAGUCCUGUUUUCAGCUGCUUACAUGCAUCCAUGAUUUUAGAUCAGUAUCUGCUUGCCAUGUAGCUGUCACUUUCUGUACAUAGCUGUAAAAAAAAAAAUAAAAUAAUAAUAAUAAAGAAAAAAAAAGGGCGAAACAUCAUGUUUUUGCUUUGUUGUUGUUGUUGUUUUUCUUUUAAUUGUUUUUAUUACCUCAUUUUGUCGACAGUAUCCUUGAUGCGUCCAAACCCGAGAGACCUGAUUAUUUAUGAGCGAAUAUGCUAAUCUAAAAGGGGAGGGGCUCUCACACUACUUUUCUUUUUUGUAUUGGCAUCACAAUUACGUCAUUUAUGAUUCCGAUUGUCCUUGUUGUAUAUCUAAUUAUUAUUAUUAUUAUUAUUAUUAUUAUUAUUGUUGAGUUUGUGUCAGCUGUACAGUUCUGUGUUGAAAAAUUAUACCUGAUGCAGAGUCUUAUACUGUAAUGUGUCUCCUUUCAAUAAAGAAAAUUACUUCGUAAUAUAACGCUGGUCAGUUCACUUUAAUCUGAAAUGUUAUUAAAAAGGAUUAUUUAUUGUUUUUUUUUUUGUUUUUUAAAGAAACAGAAGAUCCUGGUGCUUUUAAGUGGUACGAAGAUGGCGUGUUAGUUACACGGUGAAUAUCCAGCGAUCAGUGAAACCAGAUUAUAUACCAGGAAAUCAUAUAGCAGGUUGGUUUGUUUGUUUUUCCCAAAAAGUGUUGUGGAUCAUUUUCAAGUGAGACGUCGCUACAUGUUAACACGUCUAACACAGCUUCCCGACCACCUGGCUUUCGUCUCUGGGCCGUUAAAACAUGUUGGCGUCUUUUCAGACGCGCUUAUCCAGAGCCAUUUACAUUUAUCUCGUCAUAUCCAACGAACUUACUCCAAAUAUGAUAUUAUUCGAACCGAUCUGAACGAUCCGCUCUUCUUUGUUCAUUUACCUUCGUUCGGUCUAUAGUAGUUCGGUCCAUUGUAGACACUUUAGGAUUUCACAGCGAUGUUCUCAUGAUCCCGACGAACGUCCUUGAACUGCUUCGUGCCUCGUGUUUUCUUCCUAAACCUGCCGAAACCUGGCGAAACCCUUGCUAGCUAAAGUGUGCAGUUAGUGAUCAGUUCCCAGCUGACAAAUUGUAUUGCUGCUGUGCCAUUACAUCACAAAACUCUCCGAGUGAGUGAGUCAGUACGUUUCCAUGGACGAUAAUAAUCCGAUAUUAACCUGAUUAAGACGAUACUCUGAUUAAGAAACUACCAUGAAUCAAUGACUACGUUUACAUGGACAGCAGUAAUGUAAUUAUUGAGCUUACUCUGAAUAAGAUAAUAAUGUGAUUAAGGUGUGUACAUGAGUCGCUUUUAGAAUACUCCUGUCAUGUUCCCGUUUUACACGUUCUAGAACAUAAUUAGAUUUACAGCCCGCGUCAUUACGUCGCCGUCUG
Messenger RNA from Ictalurus furcatus (blue catfish), 9291 nucleotides. It is a transcript of the gene agap1, whose product is annotated as ArfGAP with GTPase domain, ankyrin repeat and PH domain 1. The transcript is spliced from 18 exons. Gene Ontology annotation, cellular component: nucleus. Gene Ontology annotation, molecular function: GTP binding; GTPase activity; GTPase activator activity. Lineage: Eukaryota; Metazoa; Chordata; Actinopteri; Siluriformes; Ictaluridae. The coding region runs from base 1496 to 5188 and encodes 1230 amino acids. The record is from RefSeq and is a predicted model, not a curated record.